This is a messenger RNA of Melanotaenia boesemani (Boeseman's rainbowfish), 2922 nucleotides long. Its product is annotated as tumor necrosis factor receptor superfamily member 14-like. The coding region runs from base 1946 to 2590 and encodes 214 amino acids. The transcript is spliced from 9 exons. The record is from RefSeq and is a predicted model, not a curated record. NCBI's taxonomy places the organism in Eukaryota, Metazoa, Chordata, Actinopteri, Atheriniformes, Melanotaeniidae. Gene Ontology annotation, cellular component: external side of plasma membrane. Gene Ontology annotation, biological process: negative regulation of alpha-beta T cell proliferation; defense response to Gram-negative bacterium; defense response to Gram-positive bacterium. Gene Ontology annotation, molecular function: protein binding.
GCACUGUAUUCUGCUCUGAUCGGGUAAACAGAUGAACCUAUAAAUUCAGCCUGCCCUGCGGCAUCGCAUUUUGACAGAACACCGGUCCAACCAGCACCGGGGACAGCAAACCGACAGCCGUUCAUACAGCGACCAUCGGUAUUACUGACUUGUGUCUUUCUGUCUCUGUGCGAGAUGUUUCUGGUGGUAUUUCUACGCCAAAACCAUGUUCAGACGGAGCUACCCAGCACUAGAGUGUUUCAUUGAGGGUGGCGACACCCAAAGAAAGUAUGUGUGUCGUAGCUCUAAUUUAAUGGCUCUGCCCUGCGGUAUUAUGUAUGCGCAUGCGCCCUGCACGCCCCGUGCUUUUCACUUCCUAUACUUAACAAGGUUGCCAGUUUUGUGCUUUAUCAGGAAGGAACCAACUGAGAAGAUGAACAGAUGGAUUGUUAAGCUCCACAGUCUCUGCCUCAAACUAAGCAGCAUGUUAGGAAAAGGGAGAAGUACUGGUUGUUCAGUCCCACGCCUGCAGGAUGGAGGGACCGAUGAUAGCAGUACUUCUCAUGGCAAAAAUAAAGUGAGGUGAAUCACGUGGGAGUGGGCAUGUAUAGGCACGGAAGUGUAUAAAGGUGCACACCCACCGGUGAUACGGAUGGAAAGAGUCGGGGUUAGGGUAGCCGGUAAUUUUUGUUGACCGCACGCCUUUUUGCAUAUCUUCCACACCACAAGCACUGUUCUAUCAUCAUCUGGAGUUUGUUCGAUUCUCUGGGUUUUCAUUAAUUAAUAACUCAUCUUGAAUACGCUGAAAUAGCUCUGUGCAGCACGAAAAUAAAUCAUCUGAAAGCAUUCUGGAUCUCAGCGUAUAUCUCUCAGCAACUUUUAAGCGCGUCAUCAAUCUUACAACCCAAGGACCCAACCUCAUACUCUUCGCGGCUAAGGUUUUCGUUUGGUAGCCGCAAUAUUAUUAUUGUUAUUAUUAUUAUUAUUGUUAUUAUUAUUAUUAUUAUUAUUAUUAUUAUUGUUAUUAUUAUUGUUAUUAUUAUUAUUAUUAUUAUUGUUAUUAUUAUUAUUAUUAUUAUUAUUAUUAUUGUUAUUAUUAUUAUUAUGUAUAACUCCAUGACAAAAAUGUUUUCUUUAGGGAGAGAUUGAUUGUGUAUACCAAGUAUUGUUAUUAUUACUUCUGAUGGUAUAAUACUUAGUAGUUAAUGAUGAUUGUGAUGAUGACUAGAAGGGUUGUUACCGGGGUGGGAUUAGAUAAGUUUACGCUUUUUAAACUAUCCUAUUAAACUUUAGUGUUUGCUUUUUUUACUUUUCUUUUUAAAUCUCUUUUUGUUUUUAUGUUUGUCAUUAUUUAAAUAAACUUUUCCAGUCAAUCAAUCAAUACUUGGUAGUGAAGCAGUUUGUCUGCAGUUGUGUCAGGGUGUUGUGGACGGGGUUGUACUCCAACAUGGAUCACAGCUUCUCCAUCCAGGGUACAUUCUGUACAGAGAUUCCUUCCUUAUCAGUCUGUUCCCAGCUGAUAAGCUGCCCAGCAAACAAGCCCAUAAACAAAGCUGAUGCCACCACAGAGGCGUAAACAGCCUUCAGAAGCUCCAAAAACCAGUUUUAUCAGCAUUUUCCAGUAAUUAUAGAGUUGUGUACGUGUACAUAUCCUGUUAUGUGCACUGUGUUUGUGUGUUGAAGCAGUGUUUUCUAAAAAAAGACAUGGCCUGCCUUCUGAGUCGGUGUAAGUAGGUCAGGUUGAUUAUUUUCAGAUUCUUGCAGCAGCAAAACAUGUGACGGUAUCUAAAUAAUGCUGAAAAUGGUGGAUUUUCUCCUCAAUCUGGCAACAUUUUCUGCCAUCUUAUGACCGCGUUGAUGAAUAAGGCUGAUAAAUAAAGUUCACGUUAUUAACGAUUAAACAGAAAAACUAUGAAUACGUGAUGUCUGCCAACGUCCACGUGAUGCCCUGAUGUCUUGAUGUAAGAUGGGUGGCAGGUUGCUGGUCUUCGUGUGUGUGUUUGGUACCAUCGUGGCAUCAGGUUUCUGCUGCGGAGCCAAAGAGUUCACAUCUAGUGACGGACAGUGCUGCCCGAUGUGCAACGAAGGAACGACUGUUCGCAGAGAGUGCACGAUAGAGUCGGGAACGCAGUGCAGUCCCUGUGCGACAGGGACAUUCAUGAACCAGCCUAAUGGACUGAGAGCAUGUUUCCCCUGCGUCUUCUGUGACACAGGCCAAGGCCUGUUUGCCAAGCAGGAGUGCACAGCGAAGUCAGACGCAGUUUGUGAUGCUUUACGUGGAUAUUUCUGCAGAAGUUUGACGGCUAAUGGAGGAUGCAGCUGGGCAGAGAAACAUUCAUCCUGUGUACCCGGACAGAGCAUAAAAGAGGCUGGAACGACCAGAAGUGAUACAGUUUGUGAAGACUGUGAAGACGGCCAUUUUUCCCCUCAUGGUGUCAGCUGUACUGUCUGGACUAAAUGCUCUGAAACCCAAAUGAAGAAGGAAGAAGGAACCUCGAGCAGCGACGUUGUCUGUGGGAGUGCACCCAGACACCAUUUUACUUUGUUAGCACCUACCAUUGGUUGGUGUUUUACAGUGUUUGGGAUUCUUAAAAAAAGUUUGUGUUCAUAGGACUGACUCAUUUGUUUACCUUUAAUAGUAGUCUAAUGUUUGCUGCCUACAUUUAAUGAAUCCACUGCAUAUAUUUAUAAUGUUUUUUACUUGCUUUUAUAAUAAUUCAUAACAAAGAAAAACUUUGCACUUAAUUAAGCAACAAAGCAAACUGGAAGUCCUGCCAUGUCGUACAUGGUGGUUUGCUGCCAUCUAGUGUUCAUUCAGGUUUAUAUUCUCUGAACAUAUAACAGAUGUAUUCUGGGCCUGAACCGUUCUGGGAUGUAAACCAUCAGAAGGUUUUUAAAUCUAUUCUGUGACUGACAGGAAACCAGUAUAAACUGGAAACCAGU